Molecule: messenger RNA, 2175 nt
Organism: Prunus armeniaca (apricot)
Lineage: Eukaryota; Viridiplantae; Streptophyta; Magnoliopsida; Rosales; Rosaceae
Source: the annotation of a GenBank genome assembly
AUGCCUUCCAGAGACGGUAGCAAGGCUUCAAGCUCUCAAGUGCCUUUGUAUUUGUGGGGAGGUUCCGAGGUGUACAAGAAGAGGUUUGUGGCCAACCUGCGCCGCGUUACAAAUGAAGAUCAAUUCCAGAGGUGGCGGGCUGCUUAUGCUUCUGCAAUUCCUAAGGAUGUGCAUAUCAAGCUGGCGAAGCCUUUGACUGACAACAUGCCUUGCGUGGAUGCGAAUGAUCCAAAUGCGAGAAUCAUCACCUUCCGUCCCUUUUACUUCUCAUUGGGCUUCAAAUUCCCGUUGUCGAAGCUCUUCAAGGAGGUGUUUUGCGCCAUGGGGUGUGCUCCGAGCCAGUGUACUCCCAAUGUUUAUCGGGCGAUCAUGUUCUUCGAGAAUCUAAGCCGUUUCUUCACGUUGGAGCUAACAGUGCGAGAGUUCUUUUACUUUUUUGAAGUGAGGUGUUUCAAGGAGUACGCACAACUUCGCACCUGCAAUGUCAAGCUGUUUGACAGUCUUAGCCAAGGAGAUCACGUGUGGCAUGAUGAUGUGUUGGAAGUCAGCGGACGGUGGGAAGGUGAUGUUGGUGAUGGUCCACUUGUUCCCAUCACCUAUUGCAACGCGGACGACAUCAGCAAGAAAUUGGAGCUUGAGCCUGACAUGGCUAAGGUCCGCCGCGCUUUGAACAUCCCCCAAAAGUUCCGUGAGUGGCGUUGGCUGUUGAGCGAGUAUCGGGAGGAGGACGGUGGUCUGCCCCCAGUCGAGGAUGUCGAAAGAUGGAAGCAGAAUGGUCCGGACCCUGAUGAUCUGAAGGUUGAAGUCAAGUCGCCGAGAACUCAAGCUACCUCUUCACGGGCGAGGAACGUGUCUCCAUUGAGGAAGAAGCCAAAGCUCCCUUCUGCCGAGAAGAUCCAAGUAGGAGUUGUUCCCGCCUCAUCUGCCAGGGUCAAACAUCUUGUUGGUGCAGACAGCAAGAAGAUUGGCGGUAUGCGCCACAUAAGGGAUGCUCCCCUUAAGCCUCUUGCUGACGAGCUUGGAGGUCAUGAUCUGCUUUGCGAAGUGGUCCGUGAGCGAUCUAGCUCACCUGUUGAAAGACAAAGAGAUGCGGAUGUUCCUCCCCGAAGUUCGGGUCGUUUGCACCAGUCGAAGAGUGGAGGUCGAUGUGGGAGGUCUGCUCAUCCAUCCAACCGUCAUGAUCCAACUGUUGAGUCACGGGCAAUCAAGCAUGGAGUUGAUUCGACGUCGCAAAUUCCUUUGGAAGUGAGGUUGGCGGAGGCUAGGAAAGCAAGAGAGUCAUCUGCCCGAACAAAAGGUUCUUCUGCAACGUCAGCGACUGAUCCAAAGGUGGACAAAUCUAGCCCUGCAGGGGAUGCAGGCGUGUCUGAUCUGCUAAAGACGCAAUUUCUAUCAAGUCCAUCCUCUUGUGCUGAGCUGGUUGACCAAAUCCGUCAGGCUGGCGAUCUUGGUACUUUUUCAAGUCUUUCCUUGGAAAAGCAAAGGGAAGCGACACUUCAUCUGCUUCAAAAGGGAGUAGUUUUUGCUGCUGAGACCAUUCGGAACUCGUCUGCUGUUGCCCCCUCUUCUGUUCAGCUCAGCGAGUUGGAGAAGAAGAAUGCCGAGUUAGUCAGCAAACUUUCCGCCGAGCAGACCCGUUAUGAGAAGAAGACGUCUGAUUUGCGGGCGAUGAUAUCUGAGUUGAAGAGUUCCCUUGCUGAGAAGGAUUCCGAGCUUAACUCUUCUGCUGCUGACUUGGCAAGUCGAAAAGAUGCUUAUUUCCACCUUGAGCGCAAGAAUGCCGACAUCUCUCAUAGCUAUGACAAGCUUUUAGCUAGACUUCACGCCUACCAUGAGUCUGCUGAGGAAUCCAAGUCUGAAGUGGCCAUGGACGCGUACAAGCUGGGCUACCUGGACUGCACAAAAGGAUAUGAUCCCUACUACGCCAUUGGAGAUGAAGACAUCGAGAUGCUCUAUCCAGACUUGCCCUCUGCGAAAAGUGAGGAGGCUAAUGCUGUGAACAUCGAAGGAGCUGAAAAGCAGGUGACUAAAGAGGCGGUAGCUGAGGAGGAUGCAGCCGAUGAGGUGGUGGCAGACGUCAUAGAUCAGGCAUGUGGAGCUGCUGAAAGCGUGGUUGAUCAGGCGGACGCUGAAGAGGCUGUACAUCAGGGAUCUCCUGCUGGCGCUUCGGAGUAG